AUGAGGGUGCCAACUUUUGCAGUAGCGGUUUUCUGCACAUGCGGUGUUGCAAUCACUGCCAAAUCAGGCAGCUCGCUCGACCCUGUCCAAGCUAUUCUGCUCCCUGAUACUACGUCUGCAAAAAGUCCUUUGACGCAUCUUGGUGGUAACGGUCCAUGGCAUAUCGGCGAACCAAUCACUGGUAUCUCUUCAGAUAUUCCAGAAGGAUGCCAUGUCGACCAAGCUGCCUACGUCUCUCGUCAUGGGUCGCGGUACCCUGAUGCUGGUGCUCACAAUGGCUGGGUUGAUAUGGCCCGUCGAUUCAAAGAGUCCAAAUAUACCGCCACUGGGUCUCUCUCUUUCAUCCGCACAUGGGAUACCCCACUCAGCAACCCAAACAUCCAGAUCGCGCAACUCAGCAAGACAGGCUACAAAGAGUUGUUCGAUAUGGGAUACACCAUGAGAACCCGGUACCCAGAUCUCUAUAACGAGGGCGAAAACUUCGUUGUUUGGGCCAAUAACUACACACGAGUCCUUCAAACUGCGCAGCUUUUCCUCCAUGGUUUCUUGGGCACCAACUCUUCACUAGGCACGGUAGUGUCUGUUACGGGCAAAGGAAUGCCCGCGCAUCUAGGCGACACUCUUGCCCCGUCCGACAUGUGCCCAACGUUCGUUGAUGACAGUAGCAAGCAAACAGAUGCCUGGCGUGCACGAUGGCUACCCGCUUUUAUUGACCGUCUUUCUAAGUAUGUCAAUGGAGACCUUGACCUCGAGGACUCGCAGUGGAACGAUUUCCCCUAUAUUUGUGGAUUAGAGUCACAAAUCACCGGCCGACUCUCACCCUUCUGCGAAACCUUCACUCAGAAAGAACUGGAGCAGUACGAGUACCAGCAAGAUUUGCGAUACUACUACGGUGUCGGCCCUGGUGCCAAUGUUGCUUCGAAGAUGAUGGUACCCUUUCUUGAAUCUCUGGUCCAACGAUUUGUCGCUGGUCCAGAGGCGACGGGCACCGACUUUGACGGAAAGACAUUCAAGCUUCCAAAGCUCCUCAUGAGUUUCCUUAACGACGGUCAACUGAACGAGCUGGCUGCCGCUACUGGGGUUUUCGACAAGGAGAAGCCCCUACCCCUGGACCGCAUUCCCAAAGAUCGACUGUGGCGCAGCUCCAAUAUCUCUCCUAUGCGAGGCAGCAUUGCCUUCGAGCGCCUGAACUGUGGUGCGAAGAAGGGGCAGCCUUCGAAGCAGUUUGUCCGAAUCCUUAUCAACGACGUUGUAUUUCCUGUACCAUCUUGUAAGGAUGGUCCUGGCAAGUCGUGCUCACUUCCCAAGUACCACCAGUUUCUCAAGGAGAGACUCAGGAAGAAUGGAAACUUUGCAAAACUCUGCAACGCAACAGAUCCUGCUACACCCAGCAAGGUUCUCGGAGCAAGCUUCUUCACUAACCUGGCGCAGUCGCACUUGAAACCUGUUAAGCCUUAA
This is a messenger RNA of Fusarium sp. VM40, 1458 nucleotides long. NCBI's taxonomy places the organism in Eukaryota, Fungi, Ascomycota, Sordariomycetes, Hypocreales, Nectriaceae. The record is from the annotation of a GenBank genome assembly.